AUGUACCUUACUUCUCACAAAAAGAACGUCACUCUAGGAAUCAUCAAUAAGCAGCUGAAAAAAGCAAUUGUCAAAUGGCAGACAGAGAUUUGGACACAUGACUUUGAGGACUCACUGUUCAGACCCUCCGCCAUUCUCGCUAAUGCAGCUAUUGAAUCGCUUUCUUCCUUUGGAAAUCUGGAACGGCUAAUUGAUCUUGAAAACACGAUGGGUGGGAGCUGGGCGUGGUUCGGCAAAUACAGUGACAAGCUUUUGGAUCUGUCUAAGACCUUGGAUGUUGCACCUAAGCAGCCUAAGCCCUCAAAACCAUGGGCAGCAAGAGGAGAAAAGCACGUAAGCGAAGCAUCAGAGCUUGGAGAAGGAUGUGGGAGUGGGGUGAAGGAAGAUCAAGCCAAACAAUGA
Messenger RNA from Laccaria bicolor S238N-H82, 402 nucleotides. RefSeq lists its product as uncharacterized. The transcript is spliced from 2 exons. The record is from RefSeq and is a predicted model, not a curated record. Lineage: Eukaryota; Fungi; Basidiomycota; Agaricomycetes; Agaricales; Hydnangiaceae. The coding region runs from base 1 to 402 and encodes 133 amino acids.